Messenger RNA from Rotaria sp. Silwood2, 1137 nucleotides. The record is from the annotation of a GenBank genome assembly. Lineage: Eukaryota; Metazoa; Rotifera; Eurotatoria; Philodinida; Philodinidae.
AUGACCUUAGCCGGAUUUCAGUAUACGAAUAAUGGAGAUGCCGCUCGUUGCCACACAUGUGGUCUGGAAGUAUCAGGAUGGACAUGCGACAUGGAACCAUUUGCUAUUCAUGUAAAUCGCAGUCCUACUUGUCCAUUUGUUCUAUUGAUGUUACCUUCUCAGAACGUAACUAAAGAUUCAAUGGGCAAUUUUAUUCAAAUCGCUGUAGCAUCAAACAAUCCAAGGCAAUCACUUCCAAAGUCAGAAGUCGAUACAAAUACUCUCAACAAACAUUUCAACAUACUUGUUGAAGUAGAUAACAUCAAAGAGGUGCGAAAACGUACAUUUUCACAUUGGCCACAUCGAUCAUCACUUUCCAUCUCACAAAUGAUCGAAGCUGGGUUUUUUAGUUGUAAUGUUGGUGAUCGUGUCAUAUGCAUUUAUUGCAAUAUCAUCUGUCAACAAUGGACUCCAAAUAAUGACAAUCCAUGUGAAAUACAUAAAAUACUCUCACCCAAAUGUCCUUAUGUUAUUGCUACGUUGACUCGUUCACAAACAUCAUCGAUUUUAGUGAUUAAUGAACAUUAUCGCACUGAUCAAUCAUCAGGCUCAACUAGCACCGAUCUAUUUCGAUGUAAUGCAAUUGUUUAUACUGCAGCCUGUAAUACAGCUUAUAUUGAAAUACCGAAACGGCAUGCAUCUUUUGCCAGUUGGCCAAAUGAAAAUUUGCCAUCUGUUGAUGAUCUAGUCAAAGCUGGAUUCUUUUAUACAGGCAGUAAAACUAUUGUGACUUGUUUUUAUUGUAAUGGUUCUUUACAAAACUGGGGUCCCAAUGAUAAUCCAACAAUAGAACAUGCUCGUUGGUUUCCACAUUGUGCAUAUGCAAAACAAUUGUGUGGUGCUGAACUGUAUCAAAAGAUUCAAGAAUCGAAACAAAUUCAAGCAAGGACGCAAGCUAAUAAUACAAACGAUCAAACUGGAGAAAAUGGUGGUAGCUCAAGCUAUGGACGUCUUUUGAUACCAGAUGAGAGUACCUUAUCGAGACUUGUAGCUGCUCGACUUGAUCUGCCAAUUUCACAAAGUUUACUUAAUCGUAAUUUCAAACUCUCAAUCAUCAAAAGAUGUUGGGAGGAUCAGCUUCGGUUAAAACGUAGAUGA